AUGUAUGAAAACAACUCCUGCACUACUGAAUUUACCCUCACAGGAAUUACAGAAAAGCCAAGCCUAAAGAUGAUCUCGUUUGUGAUAUUUCUUGCUGUGUAUCUGGUCACCAUAGUGGGGAAUCUUGGAUUGGUGGCAUUGAUAUACUCAGAACGUCGUCUUCACACACCAAUGUACAUCUUUCUGGGAAAUCUGGCUCUCAUGGAUGCUUGUUGUUCCUGUGCCAUUACCCCCAAAAUGUUAGAGAACUUCUUUUCUGCAGAUAAAAGAAUUUCCCUCUGUGAAUGUAUGGUCCAGUUUUAUUUUCUCUGUCUUGCUGAAACUGCUGACUGUUUUCUUCUGGCAGCAAUGGCCUAUGACCGCUACGUGGCCAUUUGUAGCCCACUGCAGUACCACACCAGGAUGUCAAAAAAACUUUGCACUCUGAUGGCCACUGGGGCCUUCAUAGCUGGACACAUCGAUUCUACUAUCCAUGUGGCAUUAUUGUUUAGGUUAACUUUCUGUGGGUCUCACCAAAUCAAUCACUUCUUUUGUGAUGUCCUUCCAUUAUACAGAAUCUCUUCUGUUGACCCUUAUGUUAAUGAUUUGAUGAUACUUAUCAUGUCAGGGUCAAUUCAAGCCUUUAGUAUUGCAAUAGUUCUGGUAUCAUAUUUCUAUAUUCUUUUCACUAUAUUCACAAUGAAAUCCAAAGAGGGAAGAGGAAAAGCCUUAUCUACCUGUGCAUCCCACUUCCUUUCUGUGUCAAUAUUCUAUGGCUCUCUUCUCUUUAUGUAUGUUCGACCAAAUUCAGUUAAUGAAGGGGAUAAAGACAUAUCUGUUGCUGUUUUUUACACUAUAGUAAUUCCUUUAUUAAAUCCCUUUAUUUAUAGUCUUAGAAAUAAGGAAGUCACAAAUGUUGUGAGAAAAAUUAUUAAAAGAGAUAAUUUUAUAACACUGUGA
Dipodomys ordii (Ord's kangaroo rat) is the source of this 939-nucleotide messenger RNA. RefSeq names its product olfactory receptor 5K3-like. Gene Ontology annotation, cellular component: membrane. The coding region runs from base 1 to 939 and encodes 312 amino acids. Lineage: Eukaryota; Metazoa; Chordata; Mammalia; Rodentia; Heteromyidae. Gene Ontology annotation, molecular function: odorant binding; G protein-coupled receptor activity; olfactory receptor activity. The transcript has a single exon. The record is from RefSeq and is a predicted model, not a curated record. Gene Ontology annotation, biological process: G protein-coupled receptor signaling pathway; sensory perception of smell.